AUGAUUGUGGCCCGGAACAAGGAGAUUUACGAGAAUCCACCACUUCUUAAUAGUGGAAGCGAGAUGACGCAAGACACCCGAAUAUUCGCAGCUCCGAACCCAAGACCCUCACAGAGGGACCAAUUGCUCGCUCAUUUUAUCAGUUCUUUUUGCCCUGAUUACUUUCAGAUACCAGAUGAAGCAGCACGGCCGCACCACUAUUGGGUGCAACGGCUCCCAAGUCUCCAGGGCACGAGCGCCGUUCUGGACACUGCCAUGUCGACACUCGCUGCGGCCUAUCUAGGUCAGAUGCGAGGCGACCGUCAGUUACAGAUGCAGUCACUGCUCCUGUAUGAAGAAGCUGUGAAAACGAUUUCUAGGGCCAUGACCGCUCCCGCAUUUAUCGCAGAUGACUACACCCUAGCGUCGAUAAUGUGCGUGGGUAUGUCCGAGAUGUAUUCUCAGCAUCUUGGUCACGAACAUGGCUGGUUUAGCCACAACAAGGGCGGCUGCGAGCUCAUCAAGUCCAGGGGAUUAAGUAUCCUAGAGACUGAGUUGGGCCGAGACCUCUUUAUUCGCUUUCGUGUCACAGGGAUAUGGAGAGACCUUACCUUGGGGGCUUCUAAAGCAUUCCACAAGGCAAAUCAAGCAUUGGAUGCCGUCCAUUCCUCAUCUGAGACGAAGUGGUCCUUUGCUCUAGCUGAUCCAGGUAUGGCUCGGCUCUCACAAACUGCAAACCAGAGUUACUAUGACCUGCUUAUUGAGAAAAUUAUACCUAUCCCAUCGGUCCUGCAGGAUAUUUGGACCCUUUCAAUUCAGCCCAUAUGCCAGCCAGAAAAUAUUACCAGAGCUAGAGCUCUCAUUGAGCGCUCAGUCGCCAUCGCACAAUCUUUAUUUUCCUGUCAUGUCUCCAAGCAACACUAG
Molecule: messenger RNA, 903 nt
Organism: Penicillium cataractarum
Lineage: Eukaryota; Fungi; Ascomycota; Eurotiomycetes; Eurotiales; Aspergillaceae
Exons: 3
Coding region: 1-903 (300 amino acids)
Source: RefSeq, a predicted model, not a curated record